Ananas comosus (pineapple) is the source of this 775-nucleotide messenger RNA. RefSeq lists its product as uncharacterized. The record is from RefSeq and is a predicted model, not a curated record. NCBI's taxonomy places the organism in Eukaryota, Viridiplantae, Streptophyta, Magnoliopsida, Poales, Bromeliaceae. The transcript has a single exon. Bases 186 to 614 code for a protein of 142 amino acids.
ACACAUAACAAUACUUCCUCUUGCACUAUCUCCUCUAGCUAGUACAUUCUUUCCUUUCCCAUUCUCUCAAACCCCUAUUCUCCCUUAUAAGUACUCCAUCACAACACAUAACAAUACUUUUGCACUAUCUCCUCUAGCUAGUUCAUUUUUUCCUUUCCCAUUCUCUCAAACCAAGCAUACAUAGAAUGGCAUCUCAAACCCUCGAGAGCUAUCGCGAGGGUGCUGAGAUUGUCCGUGGCGACGCUAUUUGCAAGAAGAAGUCUAUUGAAUUGCUCGAAGAGCUCGACCUUCCGAAGGGACUCUUCCCUUUGGAAGACAUUCAGGAGUUCGGCUACAAUCGUGCGGUGGGGUUUGUAUGGUUAGUUCAAAAGAAGAAGAGGGAGCACACAUUCAAGAAGAUAAAGCAGGUGGUGUCGUAUGCCACCGAGGUGACGGCCUUAGUCGAGAAGGGCAAGCUGAAGAAGGUAACGGGGGUGAAGGUGAGGGAGCUUCUGCUAUGGCUCACAGUGGUGGAAGUGUUCAUCGAAGACCCUACGAUUGGAAAAAUCACUUUUAAGACCAGCACGGGGCUAGCCGAUAGCUUCCAUGUUUCUGCGUUCGAGCUCGGAGAGUAGAGAGAGAGAGAGGGACACUCAGUGAGUUUAAACUUUUGGGUUAGUGCUAUGCACCGUUAUAUGAAGAAUUUAAUAAUUUAUAGUUUGUAAUUUUACACAGGUGUUGUUUACACGUUAAUUGGUUUAGGUGUGUUGUGUCAUCAUGUUCUACUAUAUCUCCA